AGUAUCUCAGUGUGAGUUGUGGGGCUGCUUAUCACCUUUUGGGAGGUGAAAGCGGUGCCCAAAGGGCUCCCCCACAAGCUGGAGAGCCUGGAGGCGUCUUGUGAGAGAGCAGAGAUCUGCUGCUGCCAGGAGAUCUGCAGGGUCCGGGCCCAGCCGAGCAGCAAAUCCACGCUGAGCUCCAGCAGAAUAUCUUUGCGCCUCGGCUCCGCGCCUCUAAAAUUAGCAGGAGCCAUCUCGGUGUCACACAUGCACACACCAAGCUGCUCCUGCAGUCGAGUUGCUCCCAGCAGCUUCUGCUCUGACACACAUUUGUCUGCGAGAUUUUCGGUUUAACCCUUCGGUUGCUGCAGGAGGAGCAAGCUGCGGGAGCAGGAAAGACCUUCUGAUGGCAGAGAGCUUCCGAGAUCCAUGGCCCCAGCCUGGCUCCCUGCUGGGGAAGCUUCCCCUCAGUGCCUGGCCUUCUGGGACGUGGACAGCUGUCCUGGAGCCCAUGGCUCAGGGUGGUCCCUACGAGCUGACAGCCGCACAGGGCCUGCAGAAUGCGACGCUGCAGGACGUCUACUUCGGGGACGUGUGGCUGUGCAGUGGGCAGAGCAACAUGGCAAUGACAGUGCUGCAGGUGGGCACCCGCGGGCUCGGGAGCUUCCCAGCCGCGGGCCGGGCCGGGCAGCUCCUGGGGUGCUGCCAACUCUCCCCUAGAUCGCCAAUGCCAGCCGGGAGCUGGCUGCUGCCGCUCGCUACCCCCACGUCCGCCUCUUCGCCGCGGCUCCUGCCCGCUCCGACGUGGAGCUGCAGGACCUGGAGCGCAUCGACCUGCCCUGGGCCGUCCCCACGGCUGCAAACCUGGGCCACGGCAACUUCACCUACUUCUCGGCCGUCUGCUGGCUGCUGGGCCGUGCCCUCUACGACGCCCGGCGAUACCCCGUGGGGCUGGUGCAGGCGGCCUGGCCGGGGACCCCCAUCGAGGCUUGGUCCUCCCGGAGGGCUCUGCGGGCCUGUGGGCUCCUGGAGGACACAGGGAGCCAGCUGCCGUCGGGGCCGCAGGCGCCCUCGGUGCUGUGGAACGCCAUGGUCCACCCCCUGCUCCGCAUGGCGCUGCGCGGCCUUGCCUGGUACCAAGGCGAGGCCAACGUCCUCCUGCACAGGGAGCAGUACAGCUGCAGCUUCCCCGCGCUCAUCGCCGACUGGCGCCGCACUGCCCACGCUGCCUCGGCCGGGCAGAGCCUGCCCCUGCUGCCCUUCGGCUUCGUGCAGUUGUCCACCUACCGCCGGCAGAGCCCUGACGAUAGCUUCGCGCGGCUGCGCUGGCACCAAACGGCCGACCUGGGGGUGGUGCCCAACGCCAGGAUGCCCAACACCUUCAUGGCCGUGGCCAUGGACCUGGGCGAUGAGCAUUCCCCCUACGGCAGGCGAGUGCGGGCGGCGGGGCCCGGGCCCGCAGCUGGAGCUCUCAGUGACCGCUGCCUCCCUCCUCUUCCUCGGCAGCAUCCACCCCCGGGACAAGCAGACCGUGGCCCUGCGGCUGCAGCUGGGUGCCAGGGCGGUGGCGUACGGGGAGCGGUCCCUCGUGUUCCAGGGGCCGUACCCGGCCCGUGCCACCCUGGAGGUGACCAAGGGGCUGCUGAACGUCACCUACAGCCAGGAGCUGCUCUGGCGGCGGAGGGACGCGGCAGGCUUCGAGGUUCGCUGCUCCAGCCAGCGCGGGUGGGUGCCAGCGCCGGUGGUGGCAGUGGGGUCCCGCACGGUGACACUGGCCCUGGCAGGCUGCGGGCCGCUGGUGCUGGGCUUGCGCUACGCCUGGGCAGAGUGGCCCUGUGACUACCAGGCCUGUGCCCUCUACAACAGCCAGGGGCUGCCUGCACCUCCCUUCCUCCUGGACACCUCCAGGGGAGCCUCGGGGAGAGCCCAAGCGGCCGGGAGCAAGGAGCUGCUGCUGCUCCCCAGCUCCUGACAGCUGGGGGGCAGUAGGCAAGGGCAGGCUGGGGCAGCUCACACCUGCUGGGGGUGGUGGCACCGAGGCUCUGCCAGCUGCGGGUGGCUGCUUUGUGUCCUACUUCCCAGCUUUGUGGCCUGAAGUCAAGGCUGCAAAAGGGGUUGGCAGGGGUGAGGAAACCAAUUUAACUGACAUCCAUCUAACUGAGGUGAAGAUGAGCAGCAGGACACAGAGGUGGGGGCAGAACCCCUCACUGCUGCUCCUUACUGCCCUCAGAGAUGUGGCAGGGGGUAAGGGGGCAGAGGAGCUCUACCAUAACCAGUCCACAGCUGGACGCUGAGGCUGGCAGCUGCUGGUUUGUGGCAGCUCAGUGUCCUCCACCUCCCUCUGUUGACGAUUCAUUAAUAAAAGUGUUUGGUUCA
This is a messenger RNA of Pogoniulus pusillus (Red-fronted tinkerbird), 2355 nucleotides long. It is a transcript of the gene SIAE, whose product is annotated as sialic acid acetylesterase. NCBI's taxonomy places the organism in Eukaryota, Metazoa, Chordata, Aves, Piciformes, Lybiidae. Gene Ontology annotation, molecular function: sialate O-acetylesterase activity. The transcript has 7 exons. Gene Ontology annotation, biological process: carbohydrate metabolic process. Bases 386 to 1951 code for a protein of 521 amino acids. The record is from RefSeq and is a predicted model, not a curated record.